AUGGAUUAUCACACAGACUUUGCAGGCCAGUUUGUUGUGCACCCGUCGCUUCCGCAAGAUAUUGUUGACACGUACAACGUUCUCGCCUCUGGACGCAACAACCUUUGUGGAGAUGCAGUUCCAUAUAGCUUCGAUGCUAUCGUACAUCACUUGCAUGGGUUACCUCCUGGGACGUCUAAAAGAACAGCUAUGGAUUAUGGACGCAUGUUACGCAUGACAAAAACACCAUCAUCGUGGUGUGGAUGGCGUUUAUACAACACUACUACCAGCGAUGAUAACAAUAACACAACAACUACGACCUUGCGUUGGUCUGAGAUGGAAGAGUUUUACGAGUACAUGUAUUGGCUGCAAUAUGUCAUCAAUUUUAUUACUCUCCUCGCCAAACAUUUGCAUGACAUUGAUAUACAAAACUUCGAAGGCGCGAUCUCUUGGGCAGGCCAACACGAUGAUGCGGAUCAAGGGACGUUGAGAGUGUUUCGCCGUAAUGAGCAAGAAGCAACAAGUUUCUUUCCCGAAGACUUUUUACCACUACCACCCAUACCACCAACAGCACGAGUUUCCUGGUAUAUGCCACCAGCCAUCCCUAUUCUCACUACACAACGACAUGACGUACCACGUGGUGAACCCUUCCAAUCGGUGUUUGGUGUGCGUGUAUACGUUACGACGCCCAUUUAUCAGACCAUCCAGAUCAUGGACAUGAACGAUAUGCUGUUUGAUGGUGGCUAUUCUCGAGCUGAUUAUGUAGUUCACCUUGCACGUGUUGAACAGCAAGCUGAUACGCAUCAACUAGUGUUGCAGAUCCAUCAUGAAACCUCAGCAACAAUCAACCACCCAGAAGACCUUGUCCUUUUCGAUCGACGACGUAUUGAGCUGGAUGCUAUAAGCGGUCAAUGGUGUUAUCGAGGAUCAUCAAUUCCAGCCGCUGUUGGCUUUUCUUCAAUAGUACAAGAGCAGCUUUGCCAUACUUUUUCAUGGUUGCGAUCUUUUCGACGUGGGGUGCCAAUGGAUUACUUCGCAUCAAUUAUCGGAGGAGGUUCUCGUACAUGCAGCACGUGUCGAUCUUGGUUUGUGGGUCCUGCACAAGUGCGAGCGGUAUUCUCUUGGCCACAUGGGUAUGUGCAAACUCCUUUCCUCGGCAACUAUUGCAGCAUGACAUGUUUCAAAAGACACCAGCAUAACCUCGUGGAAGGUCGUUUCUUUCAAUCACCUUUAUCAUCCAUUGGAGAACGCAGUGAAACCCAAUACGACAAUAAUUGA
Lichtheimia ornata is the source of this 1257-nucleotide messenger RNA. RefSeq lists its product as uncharacterized. The record is from RefSeq and is a predicted model, not a curated record. Bases 1 to 1257 code for a protein of 418 amino acids. The transcript has 2 exons. Lineage: Eukaryota; Fungi; Mucoromycota; Mucoromycetes; Mucorales; Lichtheimiaceae.